Triticum turgidum subsp. durum (durum wheat) is the source of this 1062-nucleotide messenger RNA. The record is from the annotation of a GenBank genome assembly. Lineage: Eukaryota; Viridiplantae; Streptophyta; Magnoliopsida; Poales; Poaceae.
AUGCCUGGCCAUGCGCUGCUGAGCAGCAUGCUGCUGGUGGUGAUGGCGCAUCUCUCGCGCGCCGAUGGAGCAGUAGGCACGGGUAAGAGCAAGAUCUCAGCCGUCUUCAUGUUCGGCGACUCGAUCGUCGAUCCAGGCAACAACAACAACCGGCUGACGGAGGCGAGGGCCAACUUCCCGCCGUACGGGCAGGACUUCCCUGGCGGGAAGGCCACCGGGAGGUUCUCCAAUGGCAGGGUUCCUGGGGACAUGCUAGAUUCUAAAUUAGGAGUCAAAGAGUUCUUACCACCGUACAAUGGAGAUGAUCUUGAACUAAGUGACCUACUUACUGGUGUCGCAUUUGCCUCUGGAGGCAGUGGAUAUGACCCCUUAACUUCAAUACCCGCAACUGCUACUUCAAGUACUGGGCAACUUGAAUUAUUUCUUGAAUAUAAGGAGAAGCUAAAAACUUUAGUCGGAGAGGAGGAAGCCACACGUGUUAUCUCUGAAGGCAUUUACUUUACUGCCAUGGGUGCAAAUGACAUUGCAAAUAAUUAUUUUUCAAUUCCACUGAGGCGCCAUCAAUAUGAUCUUCCUUCCUACGUGAAUUUUCUUAUCUCUUCCGCGGUAAAUUUUACUAUGAAAUUAAAUGAUUUUGGUGCAAAGAGGAUUGGAUUCUUCGGCAUUCCGCCAAUUGGAUGUUGUCCGUCCCAAAGAAAACAUGGAUCAAGAGAAUGUGACACGCUUCAGAAUCAAGCAGCAGAAUUAUUCAAUUCUGGAAUAGAAAAGGAAAUUGAACGAUUAAAUGCAGAACGAAAUGUUCAUGAUUCAAGGUUUGCUUAUCUUGAUAUAUACUACAACCUUCUUGAUCUCAUUAAACAACAUGAUUUUUAUGGUUUCAAGGAGGUAACUGAGGGGUGUUGUGGCAGCAAUGUGCUAAAUGCGGCAAUAUUCAUUCAAUACCACCCUGCAUGUCCAAACGCUUAUGACUAUAUUUUUUGGGAUAGCUUUCAUUGUACUGAAAAGGCCUACAACAUUGUGAUUGAUGAGAUCUUCCAGCAAAACCUACACUACCUAAUGUGA